Messenger RNA from Coffea eugenioides, 4347 nucleotides. RefSeq names its product pleiotropic drug resistance protein 3-like. Gene Ontology annotation, cellular component: membrane. Bases 1 to 4347 code for a protein of 1448 amino acids. Lineage: Eukaryota; Viridiplantae; Streptophyta; Magnoliopsida; Gentianales; Rubiaceae. The transcript has 24 exons. Gene Ontology annotation, molecular function: ATP binding; ABC-type transporter activity; ATP hydrolysis activity. The record is from RefSeq and is a predicted model, not a curated record.
AUGGCUGAGUUAGUUGGAAGAGAUGAUGUAGAAUCAUUAGGAAUUGAGUUGUCAGAGUUGGGAAGGAGCUUAAGAGAAUCAUUUCAUACUUCUAAUGCGAGUUUCAGAAGCAUUUCAGCCUUAAGUAAUGGAAAGGAUGAUGACACUGAUGAAGAACUUGCAUUGCAGUGGGCUGCUAUUGAUAAACUGCCUACUUUCAAACGGAUGAAAUCACCUGUGUUUGACGAGGAUAGCGGCAAUGAAGCUGAUGCUAAAAGAAGACGGGUAAUUGAUGUCACUAAGCUUGGUGCACUGGAGAGGCAUUUGUUCAUUGAGAAGCUCAUUAGGCAUGUUGAGCAUGACAACUUUAAACUGUUGCAGAAAAUCAGGAAGAGAAUUGACAGUACCGGCAUAGAGUUGCCCACUGUGGAAGUAAGGUACAAGGAUCUCUCUAUAGAAGCAAAAUGUCAAGUUGUGUAUGGAAAGCCUCUUCCAACCCUUUGGAAUUCUUUCAAAACCAUGCUUCUGGACCUUGCAAGGAUUCCUGGUUUAAAGCCACAAGAAUCAAAGAUCAGCAUCGUUAGUGAUGUUAGUGGUGUCAUCAAGCCUGGAAGAUUGACUCUUCUGUUAGGCCCUCCAGGAUGUGGGAGGACAUCACUUCUUAAAGCACUUUCUGGAAAUCUUGAUAAAUCUCUCAAGGUUAGUGGGGAGAUAACAUACAAUGGAUACAAAUUGACAGAACUUGUGCCUCAGAAAACCUCGGCUUACAUAAGCCAAUAUGACAUGCAUAUCCCUGAAAUGACUGUUCGGGAAACACUGGACUUUUCAUCUCGUUGCCAGGGCGUUGGAAGCAGAGCAGCAAUAAUGACUGAGCUGAGCAAAAGGGAAAAAGAAGCAGGAAUUCUUCCGGAUCCUGACAUAGAUACAUACAUGAAGGCAAUUUCCGUUGAAGGACAAAUAACAACUCUCCAGACGGACUACAUACUGAAAAUACUUGGUCUUGAUAUUUGUGCUGAUACACUCGUUGGAGAUGCCAUGAGAAGAGGUAUUUCUGGUGGCCAAAAGAAAAGACUGACAACAGGGGAGAUGGUUGUUGGCCCUACAAGAGCUUUAUUUAUGGAUGAAAUAUCAAAUGGUUUGGAUAGCUCAACCACAUAUCAAAUAGUUGCUUACUUUCAGCAGCUUGCACAUAUCACAGAUGCUACUAUACUUGUAUCACUUCUUCAGCCAGCACCAGAAACAUUUGAUCUAUUUGAUGACAUCAUCUUGAUGUCUGAGGGGAAGAUUGUCUAUCAUGGGCCUCGAACAAGUGUUCUGGAAUUUUUUGAGUGUUGUGGAUUUAGGUGUCCUGAAAGAAAAGGAGUAGCAGAUUUUCUCCAGGAGGUUAUAUCAAGAAAAGAUCAAGCUCAGUACUGGUACAGAGACAGUGCAACGUACAUUUACAACUCUGUUGAUUUGUUAUCAAGGAAAUUUAAAGAAUCUGUUUAUGGAAAGAAGCUCAGUGAAGAGGUUUCUGGGGUAUUUUCCAAGUCCAAGAGCCAGAAUGAUGCUAUAAGCUUUACUAAGUUUUCCAUUCCUAAAUGGACACUUUUCAGAGCAUGCAUGUCGAGAGAGUAUCUUCUUAUGAAAAGAAAUUCUUUUAUUUACAUUUUCAAAUCUGUGCAGCUGGUUAUAAUUGCAUCUGUUGCCAUGACGGUAUUUCUACGGACAAGAAUGGGCGUUGAUGUUCUCCAUGCAAAUUAUUACUUGGGAGCUUUGUUUUAUGCUCUUGUCAUCCUUCUUGUUGAUGGAUUUCCAGAGUUAUCACUGACUGUUGCAAGACUCUCAAUUUUUUACAAACAAAGAGAGCUGUAUUUCUACCCUGCAUGGGCAUAUGCAAUCCCAUCUGCAAUUCUUAAGGUUCCUUUCUCAUUGUUGGAAGCUGUGGUCUGGACAUCCUUGACUUAUUAUGUCAUUGGAUAUACUCCUGAGGUUGGCAGGUUCUUCCGCCAACUAAUCUUAUUGUUUUCCAUGCACUUGUCGUCAAUAUCCAUGUUCCGUUUCAUUGCAUCUGUCUGUCGAAAUGUGAUCACUUCCACAGCAGUUGGUAGCUUAUCAAUGUUAUUCUCCCUGGCAUUUGGUGGCUUCAUUAUCGCAAGAACCUCAAUGCCAGCUUGGUUAAGAUGGGGCUUUUGGGUUUGUCCAUUGACAUAUGGUGAGAUUGGCCUUGCUUUAAAUGAAUUUCUUGCCCCAAGAUGGCAAAAAGUUCUGCCAUCAUCAAACAUGACAAUGGGACAAAAAACACUAGAAAGUCGGGGGUUAAGCUUUGAUGGGAAGUUUUUUUGGAUUUCAGUUGGUGCUUUGCUGGGAUUUGCAUUGCUCUUCAAUAUCGGUUUCAUUUUGGCCUUAAGUUUCUUAAAUAGUCCUGUUACUCGUGCUAUCAUUUCAAACGACAAGCUCUCUCAAAUGAAAGAAAGCAGUGAGCCCAUUCGCACAGCCACUAUGAAAAAUUCAGAAAGCAAUCCUAACACCACAACAGAAUCUGGCAAAGGAAAAAUGGUUUUGCCUUUUGAACCCCUUUCUGUGGUAUUUCAAAAUCUACAAUACUACAUUGAUACCCCAGGGGGAAUGAAGGAGCAUGGUUACACAAAGGAAAAGCUUCAACUACUUUGUGAUAUUACUGGUGCAUUUAGACCUGGUAUUCUUACUGCACUUAUGGGCGUUAGUGGAGCAGGGAAAACCACUCUUCUUGAUGUUCUUGCUGGUAGAAAAACUAGUGGCUACGUGGAAGGAGAAAUAAGGAUUGGAGGAUUUCCCAAAGUUCAGAGGACAUUUGCACGAAUCUCGGGUUACUGUGAGCAAACAGACAUACACUCACCGCAAAUAACUGUUGAGGAAUCAGUCAUUUUUUCUGCUUGGCUACGCCUGCAUUCCCAGAUUGAUUCGAAAACUAAAUCUGACUUUGUUAAAGAAGUCUUAGAAACCAUUGAGCUUGAUGGUAUCAAAGAUUCUCUAGUCGGCAUUCCAGGAGUUAGUGGUUUAUCAACUGAGCAACGCAAGCGACUUACAAUUGCAGUGGAGCUAGUAGCAAACCCUUCCAUUAUUUUCAUGGAUGAACCGACAACAGGAUUGGAUGCAAGAGCAGCUGCAAUUGUCAUGCGGGCUAUAAAAAAUGUGGCUGAUACUGGAAGAACAAUUGUUUGCACCAUCCACCAACCAAGUAUAGACAUAUUUGAAUCAUUUGAUGAGCUACUUCUGUUGAAAUCUGGAGGGAGCAUCAUAUAUGCAGGACCAUUGGGUCCACAAUCCAGUAAAGUUAUUGAUUAUUUUGAGGGAAUCUCAGGUGUGCCAAAGAUAAAAGACAACUAUAAUCCAGCAACAUGGAUGUUAGAGGUCACUUCUACGUCUUCUGAAGCUGAACUUGAUAUAGACUUUGCUCAGAUUUACCGGAAUUCUACUUUGUACCAGGAUAACAGACAACUAGUGAACAGACUCAGCAUUCCACCUUCUGAUUCAAAAGUUCUGCAUUUCCCGACCCGUUUUCCACUAAAUGGAUGGGGACAGUUCAAAGCUUGCCUCUGGAAACAAUAUUGGUCCUACUGGAGAAGUCCUUCAUACAACUUGAACCGCUUUCUUCACAUGGUCUUUACAUCUCUGGUAUUUGGUGCACUGUUCUGGCGUCAAGGCAAGAAACUGGAAAAUCAGCAAAGCUUAUUUAACAUUCUUGGUGCAAUAUUCAGCGCUGUAUUGUUCUGUGGCAUAAAUAAUUCAUCUUCGGUUUUACCAUAUGUCAGCACAGAGCGCAGUGUCCUUUAUCGAGAAAGAUUUGCAGGAAUGUAUGCUUCAUGGGCUUAUGCACUCGCACAGGUAACGGUAGAGAUUCCUUAUAUCCUUGCCCAAUCCCUUGCCUAUACAAUCAUCACAUAUCCCAUGAUUGGGUACUAUUGGUCUGCUUAUAAGGUUUCCUGGUACUUCUAUACAAUGUUUUGUACGUUGUUGUACUUCAAUUAUCUGGGCAUGCUCCUGAUUGCAAUCACUCCAAGCUUUCCGGUGGCUGCCAUUUUGCAGUCGACCUUUUAUACAAUGUUCAACCUCUUUGCUGGAUUUUUAGUUCCUCGACCGCAAAUUCCGAAGUGGUGGAUUUGGUUUUAUUAUAUAAUCCCUACAUCGUGGACGCUUAAUGGUGUGCUCACUUCACAGUACGGAGACAUCGAGAAGGAGAUUGAGGUGUUUGAAGAAACUAAAACUGUAGCAAAAUUUCUGACUGAUUACUUUGGAUUUCACCAUAAUCGCCUACCUAUUGUGGCCGUGGUUUUGGCCUUGUACCCGAUUAUUUUUGCAACUUUAUUUGCAUAUUGCAUAGGGAAGUUAAACUUUCAGAAGAGGUGA